Porites lobata is the source of this 366-nucleotide messenger RNA. NCBI's taxonomy places the organism in Eukaryota, Metazoa, Cnidaria, Anthozoa, Scleractinia, Poritidae. The record is from the annotation of a GenBank genome assembly.
AUGAAUACAGAAUUUACCGGUAAAAGUUCGUUGACGUCGUUCUGUGCUGAAAGUAGUGAAAAAAAUUUUAAUGGACUGCCUGGAAAUAAAGGUCAUUCCAAUACUGCCGGAGGAAAGUCCGGAGCAGCUUAUCAAAGAGAUUGGUACUUUAAUCGACGUAAAUGUUGUCAUGAUGAUGCUCAUUUAGCAGCAGCUCACCGGCUUCCAGACACCAAGAAUGUGAAGCAUCAGUUGAUUGUCAAGUUCGUACACAAAGAUAAAAGGGAAGAAAUGUACAAGAAAUGCAGGAAUCCAAUUGUGAAAGAAUAUUACCAACUUGCUGUCUGUACAAGCCACAAUGGGUCACGCUGCUACAAGCAACAAUAA